Chaetomium globosum CBS 148.51 is the source of this 1737-nucleotide messenger RNA. RefSeq lists its product as uncharacterized. The coding region runs from base 1 to 1737 and encodes 578 amino acids. NCBI's taxonomy places the organism in Eukaryota, Fungi, Ascomycota, Sordariomycetes, Sordariales, Chaetomiaceae. Gene Ontology annotation, molecular function: snoRNA binding. Gene Ontology annotation, cellular component: box C/D methylation guide snoRNP complex; small-subunit processome. The record is from RefSeq and is a predicted model, not a curated record. The transcript has 4 exons.
AUGCCUCUCUUUAUCCUCACCGAAACUAGCGCAGGCUAUGGCCUUUUCAAGGCGGCCGAUAAGAAGUUGCUGGACUCCGACAACCUCAGUGAUCGUCUAUCUACCGUUGACAAGAUCGUCAAGGAGAUCAAGUACAAGGAGUUUGCCAAGUUCGACAGCGCCGCGACCGCGCUCGAAGAAAUUGCUGGCGUGAUUGAGGGCAAGGUCACGCCGAAGCUGGCCGGUCUCCUCAAUGAAUUCAAGGAUGAGAAGAAGGUCACUCUGGCCGUGGCCGAGAGCAAGCUCGGCAGCUCGAUCGUCAAGAUUCCCGAGUUGAACAUCAAGCCCAUCUCCGAUUCGUCGACAACCGACCUCUUUCGUGCCAUCCGUCAGCAUCUGCCUGAGCUCAUCCCCGGCAUGCUCCCGGAGAACUUCCAGGAGAUGUCUUUGGGGUUGUCCCACUCGCUCUCGCGGCACAGACUCAAGUUCUCUCCCGACAAGGUCGAUGUCAUGAUCGUGCACGCCGUUUCCCUGCUUGACGACUUGGACAAGGAGCUCAACACAUAUGCCAUGCGCGUGAAGGAAUGGUACGGCUGGCAUUUUUCCCGAGUUGGCCAAAAUCUUGCCCGACAACCUGUCAUCGAGACGGCCGUCAAGGCUGCUGCUGAUAUCAGCAUGGGUACCGAGAUCAGCGCUGAGGACCUCGAGAACAUCAAGCUGCUUGCCGAGCAAGUCAUCAGCUACUCCGAGUACAGGAGACAGCUUGCCGAGUACCUUGAGAACCGCAUGAAGGCCAUCUCCCCUAACAUGACGGAGCUUGUCGGUGCGCUCGUUGGUGCUCGGCUCAUCGCCCACGCCGGCUCUCUCAUCAGCCUCGCCAAGAACCCGGGUUCUACUAUCCAGAUCCUCGGUGCCGAGAAGGCGCUCUUCCGUGCGCUCAAGACCAAGCAUGCCACCCCCAAGUACGGUCUCAUCUACCAUGCUUCUCUGGUCGGCCAGGCUUCUGGCGCGAACAAGGGCAAGGUUGCUCGUCAACUCGCUUCCAAGGUGGCCCUUGGUGUUCGCACUGAUGCCCUUGCCGAGUUUGAAGAUGACGCAGACGAUGAGACGCGCGCCAGCCUGGGUAUCCGGGCCAGAGCUAAGCUCGAGAACAACCUGCGGGUGCUAGAGGGCAAGCCGCUCUCCAAGACCGUCUCGGUUGGCCCUAACGGCAUUCCGCUCGGCGCUCCCUCCAAGUGGGACAUCAAGGAAGCCCGCAAGUACAACAUUGACGCCGACGGCCUUUCCGCGGAGGCCGAGGCGCCUAAGAAGCCCCUCAUCGAGGAAGUCGACGAGGAAAUGGCUGAGCUUGACGUUGGGGCGGACUCAGACGAAGAAAUGCAAGAAGCUCCUAGCAAAAAGGAGAAGAAAGACAAGAAGGACAAAAAGGAGAAGAAGGAAAAGUCCAAGAAGUCCAAGGACACCGAGGUUUCUGUGCCUGCCAAGAUUACCGAGAAGGACUACGAGCGCCUUGCAAAGGAGGUUGGCAUCUCUGUCUCCAAGUUUGCCCGCCGGUUCGAGAAGGGCCAGAUCAAGGUGAACGCCGACGGCUCGGUAGAGGUUCUCAGCAAGAAGGACUCCAAGGCUCAAGAGGCCGAGGAGGAGGAGGUUGAGACGCCCGUCAAGCCUAAGAGCUCGAAGCGCAAGCACGACGCGGAGGAGACACCGGCCAAGGAAGAGAAGCCGAAGAAGAAGAAGAAGAAGUCCAGCAAGGAGUAG